AUGCCGGAAGUUGUUCGGGGCAGUCGUGCCAGUUUUCAGAUAGACCCCAGUCGACAGGCGUCACAUGAUGGAGCGAUUCCCACCUCUCCUCUGCGAGAAGCACGCGGUGUUCACUUUGGAACCGAUAACCCUGAACUCGAGCGAGAAGAGACUCCGACACCGGGUCUGAGAGCCGUUGAUACCGGGCUCAGUACUAUGUCUGCCACGGAGCGAAGAAAGAGCCGAGAACAAGCAAGAAAAGAGCGCAAAGCAGAGCCUGAAAGAGACGCAUACUAUGACAGUCGUGCUGCGACCAAGCGAGAAUUCCGAAGGCGAGCGAGUACACUACAGGACUACUAUACUCAACAUCCCACGCUUCUGCCACAACUACCUUUUACCUGGAGACACGGGUGGCGGCGAUGGAAACUGUUCUUGACGAUAUUUACAAUCAUUGUGGACGCCUGUAUCAUUCCCAUUGUCUUAUUCUAUACCAUGAAAUUCGCGGGACACGUUGAGGGUUGGAUAAUUUUCGCAGUCGUGGCCACUAUCUGGGGUGGGCCUACAUACGUCGAGUUCGCCGUCAGGACCUGGCGGUUGUUUAAGAAGGAGAACUUCUUUCGACCUCUGGGGACCUCGAAUCGAUGGGCCUUCGACAUCACCAACUGGAUUUCUGUCCUGACCAUCACCGUCGUGACCGCGCUGCUCAUUGUCGGCAGUGCGCCUCACAUUGUUUGGUUGCGCGUUCUUUCGUUGCCCGCCCCAGCGCUUCUCUUUUGCAUCACAGGUUGUGUAUUCAUCCUUACCAUGUUCAACCUUACGCACACCAAGGCGCCUUUCCGGAUCAGCUCUACCGAGAAGGGCGCCGCUGUGUACCCUGGAGCGUACUACCUGAUCGAGGAUGUCGUCGCGGUUAACGCCAACGCCGGCAGGCCUUUCCGCGAAGCCUUGGCUGCGCGGUAUAGAGCAAGUCCACGGUUUCGGAGGAUGAUCUUGGUCCAGUCUCUGUUCUGGUCCAUUCCGGGACUUUUGAUGUCGAUUGGGUGCAUCGUGGUGGUGUGCAUCCACCCCGUACCCAAAGACGUGGGUUAUGGUAUUGGCUGGGGUGUCCCCUUCGUCUGGGUGGCCAUCUGGGUGGGCAUCACCAUUCCAUGGGUUCGACGAGACAUGCACAAAGAAACCGUGACCUGGGAAGAAGACUGUGGCAUCGAGCCUGGCGACAAGCAUCACGACGAAAAGAAACUCGAGCCCACGGACUCCGACCGCGAGACAACAAAAGAGCAGGCUCCGGAUCCAGAACCAUGA
Molecule: messenger RNA, 1281 nt
Organism: Fonsecaea nubica
Lineage: Eukaryota; Fungi; Ascomycota; Eurotiomycetes; Chaetothyriales; Herpotrichiellaceae
Exons: 3
Coding region: 1-1281 (426 amino acids)
Source: RefSeq, a predicted model, not a curated record